Molecule: messenger RNA, 1689 nt
Organism: Neoarthrinium moseri
Lineage: Eukaryota; Fungi; Ascomycota; Sordariomycetes; Amphisphaeriales; Apiosporaceae
Exons: 3
Coding region: 1-1689 (562 amino acids)
Source: RefSeq, a predicted model, not a curated record
AUGCCCGGACAGUUUGCACAAAAGAUCCUGAACAAGCUCGGCGUGGGCGAGCAGCAUCAGGGCCCGGGGCCUAGCUCCGGGGGCUCCGGGGCGGCCGCAUAUCCCUGCCACAUUGCCGAGGACGCACGGCAGCUCCACCCGUCCGGCGGCACCUACCCGCGGCUCUGCCGGCUUUCGGACGGCAGCAUCCUGUGCGGGUCGACACGCUUCGAGGGCGCCGAGCGCGUGCUGCACGUCUCGCGGAGCACGGACAACGCGCAGACGUUCGCGCCCUGGGGCGAGGUGGCCCGCGGCGCCGGCGACUGCGACAACCUGUUCCUGUGCGAGGUCGGCCCGGGCCCCACGGUCCUGGGCGCCUUCCGCAACCACGACCUGGACCCGGGCUCCCGCAAGCCCACCCACUUCCGCAUCACCGUGUGCCGCAGCGGCGACGGCGGCCGCACCUGGCACUUCCUCAGCCAGGCCGCCGAGCAGAGCGCCGCGCAGACCGGCGGCAUGGGGCUCUGGGAGCCCUUCAUCCGGCUCGGCCGCCAGGGCGACGUGCAGCUCACCUACUCGGCCGAGCUGGCCGGCGACAAUCAGGAAACGUUCCGGGUGGUUUCGCGGGACGGCGGGGCCACGUGGAGCCCGCCGCAGUGUCUGCGAUGCCAUGGCCCGGAAGAGCGGCUUCGCGAUGGCAUGCAGGGCAUCGUCAGCGUACGGGAUGGGGCAUCUGGCCAGGAUGCUAUCGAGUACGCCGUCUCGUGGGACGACGGAGCGAGCUGGGGCUCGAGAGGCGUGGUCUACUGUCCGCCGUGGGGGCGGAACGCAGGCGCGCCGCAGAUCGCGAACUUUGGUAACGGUGGGCUGGCGGUCGUUUUCAUGACGGAUGAGGAUGCCAUGGCUGCGGACUGGCCCAAGAACGCAGCCGUCAAGGCGGCGGUGGCCGGCGGGUUGCACGGUGGCCGGAUAGCGUGGAGCAAGCCGAUGCUCAUCAGCGGUGCGUCAAGUUUCUGGCCUGGUAUACUCGACGUGGGAAACAAUGAGGUUAUGGCGGUAUUUGAGCAUGGAGGAAGACCUCUGGGGAAACUUUUGCGGUGGAGUAUUGGGUUCCGAGCUAUGUUUCGAUCGCCUUCCAGAGCCUAUCUUCCCUGGGGCUGCUCGUUUCCCGUGAUCGAACGCUCCCGAUGGCCAAAGACGCAUAGCCGGACCACAGGACGGCGGAUGCUAGUGCGGCAUUCCGAGUGUUGCCUGUGUCCUGAUCUAGAAGAAGACAAGGAGAGGUCAAAGAUUGUCCUUGCUCUAGCGAUCCUAUCAAUCAUGCGCCUGCACAAGAUAGACCCUCGGGGGUUUCCCUACGUCCGUUUCAAACCAGCGUUCCAGCAGCUAUGUGAUCAGCUUGGGGUCUAUGGGCCAGAGUGCACCAUUGAGGAGCUUCUGGGCCUAGAAGGUUAUAUCCUACAUGACCUGAAGGUUUUCUUGUGGAACCACCCAAAGGAUGUUUUCCCUCAGCUUUUUUGCUUCAUGGAUUGGAGCGUAGAUGAGCAAGUGGACUGGAAUGGAUUCAUGGGGGUUCUCAAAUCUGACACGCCAAGUUCCAUUGUCGCGUGGGCCUGGCUGUUCAGACUUGAGGAUUUUGAGAAGGACCUGAAGUUCCAAGACCCUGAGCCGGUGGCAGAUGAUGUUAUUCCAACCAUUGUGAACGAAUGA